This is a messenger RNA of Sinocyclocheilus anshuiensis, 1645 nucleotides long. RefSeq names its product potassium channel tetramerization domain containing 20 (gene kctd20). The record is from RefSeq and is a predicted model, not a curated record. Gene Ontology annotation, biological process: positive regulation of phosphorylation. The coding region runs from base 297 to 1124 and encodes 275 amino acids. The transcript has 9 exons. Lineage: Eukaryota; Metazoa; Chordata; Actinopteri; Cypriniformes; Cyprinidae. Gene Ontology annotation, cellular component: cytoplasm.
GUGAUUAACGUCGGUUAAUCCGCGCGCAGUCUCCGUUGUCUUCGAGCAGGAGGAUCUUCAAUGUUUUGAACGCAGACUCUCCGGCGUCCAGAAGAUCAUGACGGAGGAGCACGCGACAGGUGGUGCAUGCCUGUCCCAAUCAGCCCGCAGGGUGACUGCUGGAGGAGAGGGCGGGGCUGAUGUCACAAGGGAGGCGUGGCCUGCACAACCACGCCCUUUAUCACAUGACCGGGUCACACUAGUAGUGGACGGGACUCAUUUUGUGGUGGAUCCUGCGGUAUUCACAGCUUACCCGGAUGCUACAGUGUUUCCUCAGAAUGUUCGGUCGAGCGCGUCAGCACAGUUUCACGCGACCAAACGCUAAAGGUGAAUAUGAAAUCGCAGAAGGCAUCGGCGCCAACAUCUUCAGAGUAAUCCUGGAUUAUUACCGUGUCGGCGUGCUGCACUGUCCGGAGGGCUUGUCUUUGGCGGAACUGCGCGAAGCGUGCGAUUAUCUGUGUAUAAACUUCGACUACAGCACUGUCAGAUGCCGAGACCUCAGUGCUCUCCUGCACGAGCUGUCCAAUGACGGCGCUCGGGGGCAGUUCGAGGCGUUCCUGGAGGAGCUGUUGGUGCCGGCAAUGGUUGCGAGCGCUCAGGAAGGAGAACGAGAGUGCCACAUCGUGGUGCUCACGGACGACGAUAACGUAGACUGGGAUCACGACAACCCUCCGCCGAUGGGAGAGGAAAACUCGCAAAUCCUCUACAGCACCAAACUCUACCGUUUCUUCAAGUUCAUCGAGAACAGAGACGUCGCGAAAGCUCUGCUGAAGGAGCGAGGCCUGAAAAACAUUCGCAUCGGGAUCGAGGGAUACCCCACCUGUAAGGAGAAGGUGAAGCGACGUCCAGGUGGCAAGUCCGAGGUCAUCUACAGCUACGUCCAGCGUCCCUUCAUCCAGCUGUCCUGGGAGAAAGAGGAAGGGAAGAGCAGACACGUGGACUUCCAGUGCGUCCGCAGCAGGAGCGUCCCGAACCUCAUCACAGCCGUGGGGGAGGGGCCUAUGCGGGCCGGGGCCACGCCCACUCCGCAGGUCGACGAGUUAGAUCGGCUGAAUGGCCCCGCCCCUCCCAGUCUCGACCAAUGACUAAUGGAUUCAACUGUUGGAACUAGAAACACUGACUGGACAAUAAUACACCUCAUUCAUAUUCAUGAUGUCACGCUCAUUAAUAUUCAGCACCUCAUUUCAUAUUCAUAUAGAUAGACAUUUCAUAUUGAUUCGUUCGAAUUUUGACUCAUUUCAUCCACGUCACUGGUUCAGUGAACUUAAAAGUACUUGAGAUCUUUUCACCGCUGUGUCCUUGAGCAAGUUCUUGCCAUUACUGCACUGCAUUUGGCUUUGGAUAAAACAAUAUUUGCUUAACCAAUAACCAAUGAAUAAAAAAAAAAACAGUCACCUUUUCAGGGUUUUGGAUUAUUGAAGAUCACAUGCAUUAUUUUAGAAUUCAUUUUAGCGAGGAUUUUCCAUCUGUCGGCGCCAUCUAGUGUCAAGGUGAUGGAUAGAAAAUAGUGUAAAUAUCAUUUAUAAAACACUUAAGCGUUUUCUUUGUUUUAUAUAAUUUGUAAGUGGUUUUCAAUAAAAGUAUCUGCACAAAAGUUUGGAAUAAU